UCCCCAUUCAGAGCGCGAUGACGUCAGGGAAAAGGACGGCGCGACUGGCAGACAGACCGGACCCGGAUGGGCCAGUGUUCCAUACGGAGAUCUAGGGCUCGGAGAAAUAUCUGCAACCAUGCACCAGAAGCUGCUAAAAAGUGCCCACUACAUUGAGCUGGGUAGUUACCAGUAUUGGCCAGUUCUUCUUCCCCGGGGAAUUAGACUUUAUACCUAUGAACAGAUUCCUGUUUUUCUUAAAGAUAAUCCAUACAUUACCGAUGGAUAUAGAGCUUAUCUACCAUCCCGUUUAUGUCUGAAAAGCCUUUUCAUCUUGUCCAAUGAAACUGUGAACAUCUGGAGUCACUUGCUAGGCUUCCUACUAUUCUUUAGUUUAGGUAUUUAUGACAUGAUGUCUGUUUUGCCUUCUGCAAAUGCUUCCAGGGAAGACUUUGUUAUCUGCUCUAUCUGCCUAUUCUGCUUCCAGGUCUGCAUGUUAUGUUCAGUGGGAUAUCACCUCUUUUGUUGUCACCGUUCAGAAAAAACUAGCCGCCGAUGGAUGGCAUUGGAUUACGCAGGCAUUUCAAUCGGCAUCUUGGGUUGCUAUGUCUCUGGGGUGUUUUAUGCUUUCUACUGUAACAAUUACUGGCGUCAGGUGUACUUAAUUACAGUGCUUGCCAUGAUCCUGGCAGUGUUUUUUGCUCAAAUUCACCCCAGUUAUCUCACCCAGCAGUGGCAUCGACUGCGCUCAGUUAUAUUUUGUUCUGUGUCUGGCUAUGGAAUCAUUCCUACUGUUCAUUGGAUUUUGCUUAAUGGGGGUAUUGGCUCUUCCAUUGUGCAGGAAUUUGCUCCUCGAGUCAUUGUGAUGUACAUAAUUGCUGUAGCUGCCUUUCUGUUUUAUAUAUCAAAAGUUCCAGAGAGGUAUUUUCCAGGUCAGUUGAACUACAUUGGUUCCAGCCAUCAGCUCUGGCACAUACUAGCCGUGGUAAUGCUGUACUGGUGGCACCAGUCUACAGUAUACAUCAUGCAGUACAGACAUAGUCAGCCAUGCCCUGUACAUGUGGAACAUCUUUGAGGUCGGACAAUAAGACAUCUUACCACCUAUGUCUUAGACAGUGCGGACCAAACGCCUUCCUGUUCAUGAAGACAUCUUAAGCAUGGGGGAUGGUGCAAUAUGUUUGUUUUUCGGAUGACAGACACAGAAGACCUUCACCUAGAUUGCUUUUAGUAGUGAGAUGGGAUUUGAGGUCACACGGUACUGAAGAGUAUGCUGCUGGUGUCAAACUUGUGCUGCCCCCAGUGGCUUAUUUUUUAGGAAUAGUGGCAAUCUGUUCAGUAAGAAACUGCAGUUUCCACAAAUAUGCUUUAUUCCAUCCGAUACUGAUACAUUGCCUGUUAGGCAGCAAGUAGAGGUUUGCAGGGGCAGUGCUGGAACACAUUCCUUAAUCUGACAAUUACUUUCAGGUGCCAAAGUCUUUUUUGUUGUUUUUUUUUUUACAGAAUUUACCCUUUUCAAAUGACAAAUUAGUAUGACUGUAAACCUAAAUCAGUGUUUGUUUUUCAUUGCUUUCAGUCCCCGAGUUACAAACAUCAGAGUUGCAUAUGACUCAUACUUAAGAACGGAGGCAGCGUGCUGGUCCCGGAAACUGCCAGGCAGCCAUCUUGCUGCUCACCACAUGCUGCCACCUACUGUCCAGCGGACCUGUCAGCAAUCGCACAUCACUGCAUGGCCAGUUAACCCUUCCCUUUGGCUGGAGUUGCACCUAAAAAAUUUACCUGUUCCAACUUGCAUACAAACUCUACUUAAGAGAAAACCUACAGAACCUAUCUUGUUUGUAACACGGGGACUGCCUGCAUACGCAAAAUAUGUUAGAAUCAGUUUAAGUGUUUUCUUGGCUGUCACUGUUUUGGCUUUUUGCAGGUUCAGCAUUUACGGUAAGAUAAUAAGAUAUUGGAUACAGCCAUAUGGUUCAGUAGUGCAUGAAAAUCUUGCAACUAAAAAUUUUUUUUAAAGAACAAAUAUUACCAUUUUCACUUUCAUUAUGUUGGGUAUUAAGGUGUAUGUAAACUUAAAAAAACAUAAACAAAAUUCAAAAUGUAAUAUAUUGCAGCUUACCAGUCCGUCAGUGACUGCAUUUGUUUUAU
Messenger RNA from Rana temporaria (common frog), 2124 nucleotides. RefSeq names its product progestin and adipoQ receptor family member 3 (gene PAQR3). NCBI's taxonomy places the organism in Eukaryota, Metazoa, Chordata, Amphibia, Anura, Ranidae. Gene Ontology annotation, cellular component: membrane. The transcript has 8 exons. The record is from RefSeq and is a predicted model, not a curated record. Bases 119 to 1054 code for a protein of 311 amino acids. Gene Ontology annotation, molecular function: signaling receptor activity.